GACCCAGAACCAACAUGCCUCCGAAAACGGCCAUCUCUAAGAAGAUGGCUGUUGGCAAGGCGUCGAAGAACAUCGUCAAGGGUGCUGCUGCUGAUGGAGGUAGAAAGGCGCGCAAAGUUCGUCGCUCGGAAAACUACCACCGGUACAUCCUGUUGGUGCUGAAGCAGGUCCACCCGGACACGCGCAUCUCGAAGAAGUCUAUGAGCAUCAUGAACAGCUUCGUGAACGACAUCUUCGAGCGGAUUGCGGCGGAAGCUUCUCGGCUGGCCCAUUACAACAAGCGGAUGACGAUUUCGUCGCGGGAGAUUCAAACGGCCGUCCGUUUGCUGCUGCCGGGAGAGCUAGCCAAGCACGCCGUGUCCGAGGGAACCAAGGCAGUCACCAAGUUUACCAGCUCCAAGUAGAGGAGUUAAACUAAACGGCCCUUUUCAGGGCCACUACAUAUUCACGAAAGAGUUAUUCUUCAAAAUCAAUCAGCGUAAACGUUUCUUGAGGGCGAAUUCCCGAGUCGAAUGGUUGCGAUUCCGGUAAAUUUUCUCAACUAUCGAAAGUUCCACAUCUCAAACUAAUGGAAAACCGCAACAAUUAUUUCACGAAUAUGGUUCAAAAUCUGCCUCCUUGGUUGAUCCAGAUUCCGCUAAGAACAAGAUUGUUCGUUCGACAAAGUGGUGAACGCAUAACGCUGUGACAAUUCGAUUUUUCCAUCAACUGUCAGUCGAACAAUCUA
This is a messenger RNA of Culex quinquefasciatus (southern house mosquito), 727 nucleotides long. RefSeq names its product late histone H2B.L4. Gene Ontology annotation, cellular component: nucleosome. The transcript has a single exon. Lineage: Eukaryota; Metazoa; Arthropoda; Insecta; Diptera; Culicidae. The record is from RefSeq and is a predicted model, not a curated record. Bases 15 to 404 code for a protein of 129 amino acids. Gene Ontology annotation, molecular function: structural constituent of chromatin; protein heterodimerization activity; DNA binding.